Messenger RNA from Paramacrobiotus metropolitanus, 728 nucleotides. Its product is annotated as alpha-(1,3)-fucosyltransferase C-like. The coding region runs from base 93 to 560 and encodes 155 amino acids. The transcript has 3 exons. Lineage: Eukaryota; Metazoa; Tardigrada; Eutardigrada; Parachela; Macrobiotidae. The record is from RefSeq and is a predicted model, not a curated record.
UUAUUCUUGAGUGUUUCAUACUUUUUUCGUCCUAGUUUUCUUCCCAUAAUUCCUUUGUUUCUUGUCCGAGUUUCUUAGGUUGCUUCGCGUUAAUGGGUCGCGCAGUUGCGCUGCGCUGCUCGAGCCUGUUAAUUUCGAUCAAAUCUCCGUGGCGCAUCUUGGUUUUAAUUCUUUGCGUGUCCUUCUUCAUUUAUUUAAUUUACGGAGUGAGCAGUCGAUCUUCCCUACCUUCAGCUGUAGCAGACUACACAGUCGAACAUGUGCCCAAGGACACGAAAAUCAUUCUGUUCUGGACCAAGUAUUUCGGAGAGGAGAAUCACCAUCUCCGCGAUAACUUGAACAACUGCCCCGUCUCCAACUGUUUCUUGACCAACGAUCGCAAGUACCUGCGUGCCAGUUCCGCUGUGAUAUUCCAUGGAAAUGAGUUUGAUGCUCAGGAUUUGCCUGGGAUUCGGUUUCCUAAUCAGUCGUAUGUGAUAUUUCUCAUGGAAUCACCGCCGUUCACUGUGAUAAAUUUAAAACAGGCAUUUCUUCAAUUUAACGUGGUCGUUUCGUCGUGAUGCGGAUGUGUUUUGUCGGGAUUAUCUGGAUAAUGUCUCCCCGCGGCCGUUUGUCAGUCGGGAUGAGGGGAAAAGGUUUUGGAUGCUAAACAUAACAAAGCGCUAUGGUUCGUGUCGAACUGCUACACGCCGAUCGACCGCGAAGGCUUUGUCCGCGAAUUGAAGAAA